Messenger RNA from Fulmarus glacialis (Northern fulmar), 2040 nucleotides. RefSeq names its product A-kinase anchor protein 6-like. The record is from RefSeq and is a predicted model, not a curated record. The transcript has 2 exons. The annotation marks the transcript as partial. NCBI's taxonomy places the organism in Eukaryota, Metazoa, Chordata, Aves, Procellariiformes, Procellariidae.
GAUAUUUGUGAAGAUAUAUCUGAUCAUGUUGAACAAAUUCAUGCUCUACUAGAGACAGAGUUUUCCCUGAAGCUUCUGUCUUACUCUGUCAAUGUGAUAGUCGAUAUCCAUACUGUACAACUACUCUGGCACCAGCUACGUGUUUCUGUUCUGGUUCUGAGAGAGCGUAUUCUCCAGGGACUACAAGACGCCAAUGGAAACUACACCAGGCAGACUGAUAUUCUGCAAGCAUUUUCUGAAGAGACUAAGGAGGACCGUCUUGACUCUUUAACUGAAGUUGAUGAUUCUGGACAGUUAACCAUCAAAUGUUCUCAAAAUUACUUGUCACUGGAUUGUGGUAUUACUGCAUUUGAACUAUCUGACUACAGUCCUAGUGAGGAUUUGCUUGGUGCUCUGGAUGAUAUGACCUCCAGCCAAGGGAAAGCAAAAUCAUUUGAAUCCUGGAACUAUAGUGAGAUGGAUAAGGACUUUCCAGGACUUAUCAGAAGUGUGGGUUUACUUGCAGUAGCGACUGAUUCCAUUGCUUCCCAGUGUAAUGAAGCAUUAAACGAGAAAGAAACCCAUGUACCUCUUUCAGCAGAAGAUGGAGAAGAAAGCAAAGACAGGAAAGCACCACAUGAGCUCUCACUAGUAUCUCCUUCUGCGAACUCCUCUCUUUCUAAAGGACCUUGCUCUGAAGAUGGUGUUUUAACUACUGAUAGCAAACCAGUUUCCACAUUAAAGAAACCAGAAUGCAAUCUUCCACAGCACACCAGUGAAAAAAUCAAACACUCUCACUGUGAAAACUCAACUCCGAAGAGGUCCAUAAGAGACUGCUUUAACUAUAACGAAGACUCCCCUACGCAGCCUACACUGCCAAAAAGAGGUCUAUUUCUGAAAGAUGAUGUGUUUAAAGAUUAUAUGGAAGCCAAUGAUUUAAAAAGGCAAAUCUCUCAGAUAGUUAAAAAUGAAAUGAGUAGAAGUACACCCUCAUUGUUAGAUCCACCAGACAGGUCCAAGCUUUGCUUGGCUUUACAGUCACCCUACACUAACAGUCCAUCUGCAGUUAGUCAGUCAUAUGAUUGCUUAAAUACAAUAGGUGAUAGAAAUCUUGAAUACACAAUAAAAAAUCACUUUAAGGACAGUCCUAUAAGUCUAGGGAAGUCUACUUUCUACACCUGUAAAGAAAAAACAAAGCACAAGAAGUCUCAUGACUCUCCAGAGAAAGUGAAAGCUGGCAGAACACCUGGAGGUAUGUGUAAAAUGCCUCCACCAAUACAAGUCAAAAAAAGAGGACAUUCUUCUCUACAAAAUGGAAUUACUUCUCAUAACUCUCAGUCUCUGGAGGAGACGGAAACAGAUUCUUCUGCAUCAUCAGAUUCUUGUAACCAGAGAGACCCAAAUGGGCAAUCACAAGGUAAAACUGAGCCUUUUAAUUCACCAACACGUAGCCAAAAGAGUUCUUCCUCAGCUGGUUCUGAGCUUACCAACUCAUCACCAAUUCUACUAAGAAGAAAGAAUAAUAAAAGCUUCUCCUCAAUACCAAGCUAUGCUCAAAAAAACAGUAAAGAUGGUGAGGUCUGGUAUGGAUCUGAUGAAUAUUUAGCACUUCCUUCACAUCUCAAACAGACUGAAGUAUUAGCUUUAAAACUAGAAAAUUUGACAAAGUUGCUGCCCCAAAAGCCCAGAAGAGAAACCAUUCAAAACAUUGAUGACUGGGAGCUGUCAGAAAUGAACUCAGAUUCAGAAAUGUAUCCAAUGUACCAGACAAAAAAGCACAAAAAAAUGGGUAGAAUUUCACCAAGCUCUUCAAGUGAUAUAGUAUCCUCCUUAGGUGACAGUAUUGAAUCUGGGCCUCUCAGUGAUAUUCCCUCUGAUGAAGAUCUUUGUAUGCCUGUAUCUUGCAUUAAAAAAUACAUUGAAGAAAAGUCAGAAAGGACUGCUGUCACUCAGCCCACUGAGAAUGAGACUUCUGCCUCAAAUAAAUCAGCUUUAAUUCAUCAACUGAUGCAAGAUAUACAACAUCAAGAGAAUUAUGAAACCAUAUGGGAAAAAAUUGAG